GCGUGAAUCGGUUCACAACCACAUCAAUAUACAGUCUUCAACAUGUCACGUAAAGGUGUCGGUCUAGCAGCGUUUGAUCGCUCAAAAAUCACCUCCGCUCAAUAUGCUUCCCACGGUAAUACUCUCAGAAGUUCACAUUCCACAUCUCUAGCAACGCAACUCUCCGUUUUCCGUUCUCUUCUCCAGCAGUUUGCUCAGACUCAUGCAAAGGAUAUCCGAUCAAACCCAAACUUUCGGGCUGAGUUUGCCAGGAUGUGUUCAGCUAUUGGUGUUGAUCCUCUUGCAAGUAGCAGUGGUAGUAGUGGCAAGGAUGGAGGAGGGAGUUUCUGGGCUCAGAUGCUUGGGGGAAGUGUGAAUGACUUUUAUUUUGAACUUGCCGUCAAAGUCGUGGAAGUUUGUGGUGCCACCAGAGAAGAAAAUGGCGGACUUAUUGGUGUCAAAGAAGUUAGAGAUAGAAUUAUGAGUACAAGAAUGGAGGGCUCGUCAGAAAUUACUGAGUAAGUGAAACGCCAGGUUGUAAUAAUGAACAAGGGCUAACAUAGUGCAGUGAUGAUAUCCUCCGUGCAGUAAACACUCUCAAGCCUCUUGGAUCCUCCUAUUCAACGCUCACCGUUGGCCACAAACUAUAUAUUCGUUCCAUUCCCAAAGAACUCAACACAGAUCAAAGUGCCGUUCUGGAAGCUGCUCAGAUGCUUGGCUAUGUCAGCGUUUCCAUGCUGAUGUUGAAUCUAAAAUGGCCAAGGGCACGAGCGAAGACAGCGAUUGAUGACUUGGUUUCUGAAAGUAUGUUGUGGGUUGACAUGCAAUCCGAAGAGUGGGGGUAUUGGAGCCCGGGCUUUAUGCUUGAAGCUGGAGAUGAUGGUGAUUUGGGAUGAAGCACUACAGAUCAAAGCCUCAGAAAACAAUUCAAGCAGAUGAUGGCCUUAAUGCUUGGCAUGAUGUCAACGACCGUCAGAAAUAAGGGAUAGCACAACUAUAUAUCGAAAUUGGUCGUCUUGAGGGAGGGUUGGCCUUUUGCUCACUGUGUUUGUGUAAGCGUGGCGGUGUGGAAAUUGCCGACUUGGAAAGGGUAGAGUACUUGUCACUGUUGGAUCAAUGGCUUUGAGCUGCAACAAAGCUUUGUGGGGAUCCCUCUACACUUUAGGUACCAUUGGAACCACUUGUGAAUUGCCACCGGCUUUCGAGUUGGUUGGUUGAGCAUUGCCUGGCUGAGGACUGAGAACUCGAGGACUGCCUGGAUGAGGGCUUCUCGGUUGCGGACUGCCAGCUUGGGGACUAUUUGGUUGAUUUCCUCCUGCUUUGGGACACUAUUUUAGAAUCCUUCGAUUCGGAGCUGCCUUUAGGGACCACCAGUCUUUGACUUACCUGUGUUUGUUCCGCCGCCAUGAAUUCCUCCAGUUAGUUCCACUUCCACAGGGAGGAUUAUUCAUUGGACCUAUAGGAAUGGGGGUAGAUGGCCGGCCAUAGUUCCUCCUCCUUCGACUCGAGUAGUCUACAGACUUGAGGCAGAGGAAUCCGCAAAAAAGGCCGACGAUUGACAAAACUAUGGCAACAACAACUAGAAUCACAGUGAGGGCCAUGUUUCUGAGUUUGGUGCUUGAGAUAAUCUGAUUGGAAGGAAGAAUUUGAAAGUAUUCUGAGUCUAGUUUACCCUGCUAUUUCAACUCCCUGGAACAGCCUGUGUCACAUAUUGUUUGCUGUUCAAGAGUCAACGUGCAACAAGACAAUUAUCGUACUACAGGAUUACCCGGAUGAAACUUGCAAGUUGGCAGUGCUCUCAUGCGAUCUAGGGCAGCUAUCCUUUGAAUGACAAACGGAGAUCCGUAUUCUGGUGUCACUCUUUGAAAACAAAUCUGACAAGAUCAUGUCACUGAACAGUGCCUCCAGUUGGACAGGAUGAGGGAUCCGUUGUUGUUCCUUCUUUCUAGAUUACUUGAAGACUGAAGACUGAAGUGAUUGUACAAACCCUUCAGAGAGAUUGCUUUAAAUUUCCUGAGAAAUUUUGGUUAAUUUAAUCGGUUGUUACUCGAAGCCGUGGGAACAAUUUCAAAAUCUGUAGGUAUACUGAAAGUUACGACAAUCAUGGAAUUAUUCAACCCUUUUGUUUCUGUCUAUUGCGAAAAUGUGUUUUCAUAGGUGGAUACUUGAUUUCAUUGCACAACACUAAUUGGAGAUGAUAUAGAAACACGAUUUUGCAACCAUUUUAAGUCUGC
This is a messenger RNA of Hymenoscyphus albidus, 2213 nucleotides long. Lineage: Eukaryota; Fungi; Ascomycota; Leotiomycetes; Helotiales; Helotiaceae. The record is from the annotation of a GenBank genome assembly.